AUGCGGAUCAGCUUUCACAGGCUGACUGGCAGCUCGUUUGAGGAUGACGAGUCUGAAGCUCUAACGUCCUCAGGUCCCGAACCAGAGAGCAGAGACCAGCUGGAUGAGCCACAGUCCUUCCCAAAGUCAAAUUAUGCUGAAAAAGUAUUGGUGCUGAAUGGAGAUGUUCAGGACAACAAACAUCCAGAUGCGGUGAAACCAAGGAGGAUCCAUCUUGUUCCAAUCCACCAGCGUCCAGACCUGCUGGUUCCCUGCGCAGACCUGGUCAACUCUGAAUGGCAGAGGAGCCAGGCAGCCCGGAUCCACUCCCUCCAGAAGUCCAGCUCAGAAUUUCCCAUCUGCCUGGUUCUCCUGCAGGGCCCCAGAGGGACCGAAGAGCGGCUUCUCGGCCAUGCCCGGCUCUCCCGGGUCGUGGGUCGCAGCAGCAGCCUGUUUGUGGAGUCAGUAGUUGUGUCCAAACAGGAGCGGGGGAAGGGCUUCGGCCGGAUUCUGAUGGAGGAGACUGAGCUGUACGCUAAAUGCAGAGGCUUCAAGCGUCUGUGCCUGACCACCCACGACAAGCAGCGCUUCUACGCCCAUCUCGGCUACGUCCUCUCCACGCCGGUGCAGAGCUCGGGGGCUGUGAUGGCACUCCUCCCCAUGGGGUUGCUCAUGAGACUUUCCAGAGCUCCAAAUGAGGAGGCAACACCCAUUAAACAAACUCUGACCAAACCUGAAGACUCAGGAGGUGCUAGUGUUGUAGGGUCACCUCCACCUUCUACUUUACAAAAUCCUCUAAGCCCGCCUCUACCACCACCUCCUCUUCCUCCUUCAGCCAUACCUCCCCCACCACCUCCUCCUUUCUCCAUAUCUCCUGCGCCUCCUCCUCCUCCCCCUCAGCCUGCAGGGCAGCCUUCAGUUCAGACUUUGACAGAAACUCCCUACAGAGACGCCAGAGGAGUUCCCAUCUUUUGGAUGCACAAAGACAUUUGA
Girardinichthys multiradiatus is the source of this 972-nucleotide messenger RNA. Its product is annotated as N-alpha-acetyltransferase 80. Gene Ontology annotation, molecular function: N-acetyltransferase activity; acetyl-CoA binding. Gene Ontology annotation, biological process: protein acetylation. NCBI's taxonomy places the organism in Eukaryota, Metazoa, Chordata, Actinopteri, Cyprinodontiformes, Goodeidae. Bases 1 to 972 code for a protein of 323 amino acids. Gene Ontology annotation, cellular component: cytoplasm. The record is from RefSeq and is a predicted model, not a curated record. The transcript has 2 exons.